This is a messenger RNA of Gamsiella multidivaricata, 2712 nucleotides long. RefSeq lists its product as uncharacterized. The transcript is spliced from 6 exons. The coding region runs from base 299 to 2314 and encodes 671 amino acids. Gene Ontology annotation, molecular function: FAD binding. The record is from RefSeq and is a predicted model, not a curated record. Lineage: Eukaryota; Fungi; Mortierellomycota; Mortierellomycetes; Mortierellales; Mortierellaceae.
UUUUUUUUUGCCAUUCGUUCUUUUAUCAGAGGUUGGCACAGAUUUUCAGGAACGGCUUUUAAAAAAAAUUCAGGCACAAACUUUCCUAUUCCAACGGUCGUGCACUGCACAUCUCUUUCUCUUUAAUUGAACGCCUUCCUUCUUCUCCCCUCCCACCAGCGAUCAUCAGCUUCGUCUUCAUUUUCUUGCAUUGUUCUCUCCACUCUCCUCCCUUUGAUAGUUCGUUAUUAAUCUCAACAGCAGGAGCAGUAUCAACUUUCUGCAACAACGCGCGCUAAUCGUUAUAUUUUAAAGAAAAAUGGCACCCCCACAAUUCAAGGUCAUCAUUGCUGGCGGUGGUAUUGUUGGUCUCUCCCUUGGAGUGAUGCUUGAGCGUGCAGGGAUCGAUUACCUGAUUCUCGAGGCCACCUCAGACGUUCGUCCCCUGGGCGGUGUGGUCAUGCUGGGACCGCCAGUGCUUCGAGCCUUUGAGCAAUUGGGUUUACUGGAGGACCUGGUUCGCCAGUCCAAUAUCAUGACUGGGGUCACUGUUCUCGACAGCAAGCUCAACCAGAUCUGCCGCAUCAACGCCGACUACGCCAGAGACAGAUAUGGCUACGAUAGUCUCACUAUUGUGCGCCCAAAGCUCUAUGCUAUCCUCCUCUCCCGCAUUCCUGCCUACAAGAUCCUGUUUGCGAAGCGCGUCAUCUCCACAGCGCAAAACAGCGAAGGAGUCAAGGUUCGUUGUCAGGACGGGUCCACCUACAGCGGGGACAUCCUCGUCGCAUCCGAUGGCGGUGCCUCACCAAUCAGAGGCGCCAUCUAUCGAGAAAUCAAGCGGCGGUCCAAGAAGACACCCUACCCAGGAGAUUAUGCACAACCCAAGAUGGACCAACGAUGCAUCGUCGGGGUGUCUGAACCGCUGUCGACGAAGCAAUAUCCUAUCUUGGCGUCCAAGAAUUGUGAGCUGCUACUGCUCAUGCCUAAAGAGACGAACUGCAUGAUUUGGUUUAUACCUAUGGCAGAGAGACGUUUUGGCUGGGGCAUCACCUCGCCCCUGCCCUCAAGUGCAGCAGACUCCAAAAUAUACGAAAACCAGGCAUCAUUCGCAGGAGCACGCGACAGUGGCGAGUCAGGGAUCGAGUUACCUGGAUCACCUGCUUCUAUCCAUGGCAUGACACAGUCCUUCUCAGCCAUCUCAACCGCAUCCCAAAGCCCUUCCUCAUCCGCCUCAUCGUCAUCUCCAGGAGGUGACAUGUCUGACUACAUUGGUAAAUACUAUCCACCGAACAAUACCAGCAAUAGCGCUCCUUUUACCCCGUCCCAUUCCAUCAAGAAGAGGCAAUCGUUUAGCAAGCUAUCGAAGCACUCGGCUACAUCGACUGGAUCAUCCCAAAAGACAUUCCAGCAAUACCCCACAGUUCUCCAGCUCAACGAGUCGAGCAGUCUGGAUUUGAAGGAGCUCCCGAACGACAGGGUGUGGGACAAGUUAGAUGAGAAAUUCCAUAUUGACGAGUUUAUCAAGGAGCAGCCCUGCCCCUACGGUGGCACAUUCGGCGAUAUCAUCGAGCAGACAACGCGAAAGAUGAUCACUACGGUCGUGGUCGAGGAGAAGUUCUACCACAUGUGGCACUUUGGCCGUACCGUGCUCCUGGGCGAUGCGUGCCACAAGCUCCUCCCAUCCUCUGGUCAUGGUACGACGCAGGCCAUCCUAGAUGCCAUCAGCCUGGCUUCGCUCCUGGCGGAGCUGCCCUCGAAUUCUCCGAGCGAUAUCGAAGCCCUCUUCCGUGUACACUACGGUCGACGCGCACCCGGCGCAAAGGCCGCGGUGAUUGUCUCGAAGAAGCAAGACCAGUUACUCUUCAAUCGAAAAAUGACAGGCAAGAUUAUGCGCAAGCUAGCCUCGAGCUGGGUGUCAGAGUGGAUGAAUAUCACGAUGUGUGAUCGAUUGUUCGAGUCCCGUCCGACGCUGCCGUUCCUCAAGCCCGUGCCGGAUAGGGGCACGUCCAAGAACAAGGACAAGAGCGUGCCUCUGCUGCAAGAUAAGCGGUACGAGAUGGCACGGAGAAAAUCUGUCUCUUCCGGAUACAGCAGCGGAGGAUCCGGAGGCAAACACCAUGACCUGUGGAGCCCAGACUUGGAUUUCGAGGCCCAUAACUUCUCAUUAUCGAUGCCGUCGAUUUUGAUGUUGCCUGCAGUGCCAUCGCUGCCGACGACGAGGGCCAUGGACCUGGAAGGCAUGGUGCCGCCGAGGGUGUCGUCAAGGCCAGGCGAACGCCAGUAUGAUGGGCCAGGAAUGCCCUGGAAUCCGUACAUGGACUCGCCCUAUGUGUAAGAAGAAAGGAAGCAAGCAAGAGACAGAAGCGCAGGGCGCCUGAGUUUUUGCCACGAACAAAUCAUCCACCCGACCCUCCAACCGAUACAACAUAAGUAAUUCUGCGGCAUAUACACUACUGCUCUACUCAACAUAGUCUACAUACAUAUACAUUACGCAAUUCUCAUAAACGAAUCCUCUGCCGCACCUGGAGUGCCGGUGCAUCCACCAAACAAGAGUUGUUCUUCGUUGAGAUCGUCUGAACUGUGCUAGGAGGGAGCGAUAUGCAUCCAUGGGGAUUAUCUAGGACCGAUGCAAUCUUGCCGAGGCGAAGGAGGGUGCUCCUUAACGCCGAAUCGAAGAGACCUCGCCUAUAAAUACACAAGCACGACCCACGGGUGCAUUUUUUAAGCAAGCCA